Cotesia congregata is the source of this 3344-nucleotide messenger RNA. The record is from the annotation of a GenBank genome assembly. Lineage: Eukaryota; Metazoa; Arthropoda; Insecta; Hymenoptera; Braconidae.
AGAUGCGCAAGCGACGACUGGCCCGCUUAACUGGACUUGAUGGUAGCAACAGCAACCCAGUGAGCUCUCCUGGAUUGAGUGUAAAUAAUGUUUUUGAAUCUCCAAGCACACCAGGUCCUUCGACGGGUCCUGAUUUACCAGCGACUCCAGGAUUACUCCAGCAACGGUCGCCACCUCAAGAAUCCUCAAAUGAUACAGAUGUUCCGAUGGAUUUUGAGGAAAACAGCGAAAAGCAGACGAAUAAUAUUUCUAUUGAUGUUGAUUCGGGAAUUGAAAAUAUGGAAGUUGAAGAACAAGAUCGAAAAGAUCAUACUUCUAGAUCUAGGACCACAAGUUCCAGCGCAGACGUCUCAACAGACCAAAUCCACAACACAAUUUCCCGCGUCCUGCGUGUCUCUUGGAAGCAACCAACCGAGCAAGCAAUAUUCCUGCCCAGCUUAUCAUCAAACUCAUCACUGGACCGGUCAAUUCCUCACACAGAUUUAGUAAACGAGUCCCUAAUGGAAGUCCUCCAGAUGUUCGCCAACAACGAGGACCCCCUAAAAGACAUAACCAGUGACAUCCUAUCAGACGGCGAAGACAGCCCAAGUCAAACGAGCCCAAUGAUAAGCCCCAGUGCAAUAACAUCACUGGAGCCUUCAACGACCAUAGCACUCCCCUUGAUGGUGACCAACGAAAACAAAAACCACCCACGAAGUCUCUUUUACCUCCUCGACUGUUACAGCCGCGCCGCAGUAGAAGAGCGCAAUAACCCAAAGCGUUCCAGCGUUCCCCCAAUAUCAGAAGUAUUGAUAUCCCUGCGCGCCCAGUGUGUUCAAUUCGCGAGUCUAGUUCUGCAAGAAAUAAUCGGGGUUCCAGAUGACGCAGUCUCCAACGGCUCAGUAUCUCCUCUAUUGUACCCAGUGUUGUCCCAAACUCUACCUCGUGGAUUUUUGCACGAAUUAGUUACAAGAACCAACAACAACCCCCAAGCCUUCAACAAAAUUUUUACACCACUGCUCCAAGGGUUGUACUUAUCAAUGCAACAAGUCAGCUUAAUUGGCAACACUCAUCGCCGUCCAAUAGAAGCUCUGGAGGAAUUAAUCGACGUGCGUCUCGGUACUAAUGGCAAUGCACGGCCAAUUUGUAAAUUAAUUACCCACCAGGUUCAAUUUUUACCCGAUUUUAUGACAACUGCCGUAGGACGUGAGUUAACACGGACAUCUUUUCUCGGUCCAUUUUUAUCCGUUUCGGUAUUUGCGGAAGAUCAACCAAAAGUAGCAGACAAAUUUUUCAGCGGCAAUGCAAUAAAUGACAAGACAAUUAAUUUAACUCUUCAACAAGAAUUAGAGAGCACUCGAUCUUCAUUGCAUAAAAUAGUACAUGCUAUUUUAGCAACUAGCACAUGCCGUGAAGCAACACUAGCUUAUUUAGCAACAUUAUUACGGCAUAAUGAAAAACGCGUGCAAAUACAGACUGAAGAAUUUUCAUUAGCAGGCGAUGGCUUUAUGUUAAAUUUAUUGUCAAUCCUCCAAAUGCUGUCGGUUAAAAUAAAAUUAAGCUCCAUUGAUUCGCUCUAUCCAUUUCACCCUUCAAGUUUGGUAGAGAUAAAAAAUGACACGCGGCUUAAAUUGUCCUCCCAGGAAGUGGCUGAUUGGCUGAAGGACCUAGAAAAAAAUCACAAGUGGACUGAAGCUAAAUUUCCGACUCAGUGUUGGUUUUUAACGCUGCAUUGUCACCACAUUGCUCUAAUGCCGGCGUUGCAAAAAUACAGGCGUAAAUUACGCGCAUUGCGCGAGUUGCAAAAAAUGUUGGACGAUUUGCAGGCUUCAGAGUCGAGUUGGAAAGACGCGCCUUAUGCUGGACACAAUAAAGAGCUUAUUAAACGCUGGAAGCAGCAGCUUAAGCGGCUGACUAAAUCUAGAGCUUGUGCUGAUGCGGGAUUAAUUGAUCCGGUUUUAAUUAGAAGGUCGCUACAUUUUUACGGAUCUGUUGCUGAAAUUUUGUUGGGACUAUUGACCCAGACUGACGCUUGUGUUGCAUUACCUAAAUUACCUCUGCCACAACAGGUACCUCAUAGAUUUACUGCGCUGCCAGAGUGGUAUGUUGAGGACAUAGCGGAGUUUUUAUUGUUCGCUUUGCAAUAUUGUCCGACUGUGGUGGCUAAUAAUUUGGAUAAUUCUUUAAUUACUUGGCUAUUGGUGACUAUUUGCACGCCACACUGUAUCAGAAAUCCGUAUUUAAUUGCUAAAAUUAUUGAAGUCCUUUUUGUUAUCAACACAAGCAGUCAGGGGCGUAAUGACAUUUUACAUGAUCAAGUAAUGUCUCAUCCGAUUACUAAAACACACUUGGCUUCGUAUUUGAUGAAGUUUUAUACUGAUGUGGAGACAACUGGAUCCAGCUCAGAAUUUUAUGAUAAAUUUUCUAUUAGGUAUCACAUUAGCUUGAUACUUAAAACUAUGUGGGACAGUCCUAUUCAUCGUGUUGCGAUAAUUAAUGAGAGUAAUAAUGGAAAGCAAUUUGUUAAAUUUAUCAACAUGCUGAUGAACGACACCACUUUCUUGCUAGAUGAGAGCUUGGAAUCGUUAAAGAGGAUCCAUGAAGUUCAAGAAUUAAUGUCUGAUAAAGCUAAUUGGUCGGCGAUGUCCAAUGAACAGCAGCAAUCUCGAACGAGACAAUUAACUGCUGAUGAAAGACAGGCGAGGUCUUAUUUGACCCUUGCUAAAGAAACUGUUUCGAUGUUUCAUUAUUUGACUGUUGAUAUUACAGAACCUUUCUUACGGCCUGAACUUGUUUGUCGGCUUAGUGCGAUGCUGAAUUUUAAUUUAAAGCAACUUUGUGGACCUAAAUGCAAAGAUUUGAAAGUUAAGAAACCUCUUAAGUAUGGAUGGGAGCCUAGGACUCUUUUGGGACAGCUGAUUGAUAUUUAUUUACACCUUGACUGUGAUAAUUUUGCUGCUGCGCUGGCUAGUGAUGAGAGAUCAUUCUGUAAAGAACUGUUCACUGAUGCAGCAAAUCGAUUAGGAAGAGCUAAUAUUAAAACAACAACCGAAAUUGAAAGAUUUUUGGCACUAGCAGAACGUGCUGCAGUUAUUGCACGUGAUAAUCUUGCCCGUGAAGAAGAUUAUGGCGAUGCACCGGAUGAAUUCCGUGAUCCACUUAUGGAUACACUGAUGGAAGAUCCAGUUAAAUUACCUUCUGGUAUAAUUAUGGAUAAGGCUGUUAUAAUAAGGCAUUUAUUGAAUAGUUCAACAGAUCCAUUCAGUCGACAGCCGUUGAGUGAAGACAUGCUGACACCAGAUCCUGACUUGAAAGAAAGAAUAGCCGCUUGGAAGCAACAGAAAAGACCGUCAAGCAACUAUUAA